UAAGUAUGAAGAAUAAGCAUUACCAAGCUUGGAGUAAUAAAGUUUUGAGGAGGUACGAAAUGAUUAGCGACAGAUGAGCAAUUUGGUUAGCUAUCAUGAAAACUCCUCCGUCACAGUCACAGAAUGGUGGAGGUGGUUCUACCACUGUGACUGUAAAAAAUGGAGAUGAAAGUAAUUCUCGUUUUUCGCGUUCAUUAAAAUCUAACAAUUACAUCAAUGGUACAACGAAGGUAGGUAAGCAACAACUGGUUUCUCUAAACGGUGAUUCAAUAUGUUGCAACAGUAUAGAAAAUGACGAAGCUUUGGCAUGUGACAUAGCACCUCUACCGACUAAAGCAAAGACCAAAGCAUUAUGUGUACAUAUUCGUGAGAAUAGGUGGUACGAUGCUGGAAACGUUGUGUCUGUGGGCGUCGCUGGAGCAAGCUUAAACGAAGCUUUAGAGAGUAUGUCUUUAGCAUACAGUCCCACGACGAAGCAAAUAUAUUCCUUGGAUGAAACACAGACUACAAGUAAUAGAGAUUUUUUACGAUCUAACGAUUCGCCACUCUCUUUAGGAGUACGAAUAGAUAUAGAUUCUUGCUCAGGUAAAGAAGAGCUUGAGAACAGUGGGAAUAAUAGUCCCAGAGGUAGUUUGCCUCGUUCGUGUAGCAGCACCGUUUCCUCUCUCAGCGAGUGCUCGGCUUCUAACAGUUAUGUAAGCAACGAAGAUGCCCAAGUCUCGCCAGGCAAAUACAACAAGCUAUGGCCACUAAAUUCCAGUUUCAUGAAGAACGUCUUCUCAUGGAAGCAAAAGGAUCAAACCCAACAACAGCAGCAACAGUAUCAGAAUCAGCAACAACAGUUGUUAAAGGUUGCGUCCUCGAGCAGUCCGUCACGCAACUCCGACAAAAUUGGCGGCAGUUUGGCAUUGAUUCAGCAGUGUCGACCAGCAAAUCUACCGGCUAAAAGUGCCCUGGAAGAGGAGAGCCACCGACGUCAGUACAACGCGAUCUUGGAAGCGGCUCGGAAGCGGGAGCUGCGCGAGGAGCGCGAGCGUCGCCUACAGCGGGAGUUGCAGCUGCGGGAAGAAGAGCGGCUGGCUGAAGAUUCGCAGACGUGGAACGGGCAGGUGUUACCGCGCUUCGAGGCCAUAAAGGAUAGUCGUCGCGUUAGGGAGUUAUGGUGGCGAGGUUUGCCGCCGAGCAUUCGAGGCCGAGUCUGGCGGCUGGCCGUCGGUAACAGCCUCAACGUAACCGCGCACCUCUACAAGCUCUGCCUCGACCGGGCGAUGUCGAACCCGUUGAACGAGUCCUUAGCCGCGAUAAGACUCGACGUCUCCCGAACAUUCCCGACCCUCUGCGUUUUUCAAGACGGUGGGCCUCUCUCGGACAAUCUCCAGGGCGUUCUGGCAGCCUACGCGGUCUACCGUCCCGACAUCGGCUACGUUCAAGGGAUGAGCUUCAUCGGGGCCGUACUCUCCCUAAACAUGGACGCCCCGGACGCUUUCAGCUGCUUCGCCAACUUGCUGACCCGACCUUGUCAUCUCGCGGCAAUGAACGCCUACUACAAAGCCUACUCGAGCGCCCUGGCGAAUAGAUUGCCCAAAGUUUACGCUCACUUUUUGGCGGCCGGGUUGAGUCCGGAUCUGUAUCUGCUCGACUGGCUUUACACAAUCUACGCCAAGGCGAUGCCCCUGGACGUGGCCAGUCGUGUCUGGGACGUCUUUUUGCGUGACGGUGACGAGUUCCUUUUCAGGACGGCCCUGGGCGUCCUUCAUCUUUAUCAGGACGAGUUGCUGGGAAUGGACUUUGUGAGAGGUGCGCAGUUUCUCACGAGACUGCCAGAGAAUAUGCAGGCGGAUGCGCUCUUCAACAGUAUUAGUCAGAUGUCAACUGUCGUCGGAGUGCUGAGUUUCCAACAAAUGCUUAUUCAGAUAUCGUCGGGCGCGUAAGAGCAACGAGAGAGCAUCAAUUAUGUAUUUAACGACGAUGUUCCGACAUACCGAAUCGAAUUCCAAAGGUGUAAAAGUUAAGUUGAAAACUAACAGUUAUAUAAUUGCUGAUAAUUUCACCGAGUUAUAUUAUUGACUAAAUAAUAAUUGCUUGGCAUGUUGAAUAUCAUAUAAUUCUCUGAUAGUUUUGAACAACAAUUAAUAGCUUUUGUCUAAUUUGCAUGUAAAAGAGCAGCAUUUUUAAGAGGAAUACGAAUAUUGAUUUGUUAAUUGAUUAGUUAACAGUAUGAGUAAGCUUAGCGGUAAUUGAAUAAAACCGACUGUCAGAAUUAUUUAAACAAUAUACGGUAUACUCUUAUUACUUCACUGUGCU
Ceratosolen solmsi marchali is the source of this 2304-nucleotide messenger RNA. RefSeq names its product TBC1 domain family member 14. Gene Ontology annotation, biological process: regulation of GTPase activity. Gene Ontology annotation, molecular function: small GTPase binding; GTPase activator activity. The record is from RefSeq and is a predicted model, not a curated record. NCBI's taxonomy places the organism in Eukaryota, Metazoa, Arthropoda, Insecta, Hymenoptera, Agaonidae.